Molecule: messenger RNA, 945 nt
Organism: Echinops telfairi (small Madagascar hedgehog)
Lineage: Eukaryota; Metazoa; Chordata; Mammalia; Afrosoricida; Tenrecidae
Product: olfactory receptor 10A3
Exons: 1
Coding region: 1-945 (314 amino acids)
Biological process (GO): G protein-coupled receptor signaling pathway
Cellular component (GO): membrane
Molecular function (GO): olfactory receptor activity; G protein-coupled receptor activity
Source: RefSeq, a predicted model, not a curated record
AUGAAAAGGCAAAACCAAAGCUCUGUGGUUGAAUUCAUCCUCUUGGGAUUUUCAAACUUUCCUGAACUCCGGGAGCGGAUCUUUGGACUUUUCUUGGUUAUCUAUGUGGUGACGUUGGUAGGAAAUGCUGUCAUCAUAGUGGUCAUCUCCCUGGACCAGAGCCUUCAGGCCCCCAUGUACCUGUUCCUCCAGAACUUGUCGGUGGUGGAAGUGAGUUUCAGUGCAGUCAUUAUGCCUGAGAUGCUGGCGGUGCUCUCCACGGAGAAGGCAACCAUUUCUUUCGCUGCCUGUUGUGCGCAGAUGUAUUUCAUUCUUCUGUUUGGCGGGACUGAAUGCUUUCUCCUGGGGGCAAUGGCCUAUGAUCGGUUUGCGGCCAUCUGUCAGCCUCUGAGCUACCCGAUGCUUAUGACCAAAAGGGCCUUUCUCAAGUUAGUGCUGCUCUCCUGGCUUUCAGGGGUCAUGGUGGCCACUGUACAAACCACAUGGGUGUUUAGUUUCCCGUUUUGUGGUCCCAAUGAAAUUAAUCAUCUUUUCUGUGAAACUCCCCCGGUGCUAGAGCUGGUAUGUGCAGACACCUUCUUGUUUGAAAUCUAUGCCUUCACAGGCACCAUUUUAAUUGUUACGGUCCCUUUCUUGCUUAUACUUUUGUCCUACGUUCGGAUUCUCUUUGCCAUCUUGAAGAUGCCAGCAGCCACUGGGCGGCAAAAGGCCUUUUCCACCUGUGCCUCUCACCUCACAUCUGUGACCCUCUUUUACGGCACAGCCAGUAUGACCUAUUUACAACCCAAAUCCAACUACUCCCCAGAAACCAAGAAGCUGAUGUCCCUGUCUUACUCACUGCUCACCCCUCUGCUGAAUCCACUGAUCUACAGCUUGCGGAACAACGAGAUGAAAAGAGCCCUGGUGAAGUUAUGGCGACGGACAGUGGUUUCCCAAGCAGUCUGA